Aedes albopictus (Asian tiger mosquito) is the source of this 1947-nucleotide messenger RNA. RefSeq lists its product as uncharacterized. The coding region runs from base 1 to 1947 and encodes 648 amino acids. The record is from RefSeq and is a predicted model, not a curated record. Gene Ontology annotation, molecular function: nucleic acid binding; RNA-DNA hybrid ribonuclease activity. The transcript has a single exon. Lineage: Eukaryota; Metazoa; Arthropoda; Insecta; Diptera; Culicidae.
AUGUCAACAGUUGGCUGCUUGGAAUACGUCACGAACAAAUUAUUCCUAGCUAAACGGGAGAAGAACCUUGCAGCGAUAAUCUUCAUCGAUCUCUCCAAUGCGUUCAACGCAAUCAAACUGGAUAAGUUAGAGCAAUGCAUGUUAUCGUUUGGACUUCCACCAGAAUUUCCUAGUUGGGUGCUAGCUUUUCUGGCAGACAGGAAAAUACAGUUGCAGGUCGGAGCUGAUACGCUAACACGACAUGUUAGCCAAGGCCUUCCACAAGGAGACAUACUGUCACCGACGCUCUUUAAUAUUUAUACUGCCAAUCUCCAUAGUAUCCGGGUAGAAGGUGUCGAACUCGUUCAGUAUGCGGACGACUUCGCCGUGAUGAUUGAGGGACGAGACCUAGAAGAAAUCAACGAACGAGGUAACCAGUUCAUGGAACGUUUUGUGGAGGCAGCAGAUGAGCUGAAUUUCACCAUCAACGCGCAGAAGACUAAGGCUAUAUUGUUCUUGAACUCUCCGAAGGUUCUGAAUAUCCAUAUUGGCACGGAUGUGAUAGAAACAGUCAACUUCCAUAAAUACUUGGGUCUAUUGAUAGAUAGAUCGCUAAGGUUCGGCGCCCACUUAAGGGACCUCUCCAAGCAGGCGGCCGAUCGCCUAAAUAUGCUCAAGGUCAUUAGCGGUACCAAGUAUGGCAGUCACCCAGCGACACUUGGUAUGGCCUACAAUGCUUUCUUUCGGGGCUUCAUCGAAUAUGGUUCUAGUAUAUACAGCUCUGCGUGCAAAACUAAUUUGGAGCGAAUUGAUGUUAUCAAUAACGCCUGCCUACGAAGAAUCACAGGUUGCACCAAAACAACACCUAGAAACACUUUACAGGCCAUAGCUGCACAGCCUCCGCUUCAAUUCAGGCGGCUGAAGGUAGUUGGAAAGCAGGUGGUCAAGCACUAUUACCGGAAAACUCCUAUAUGGGAGCAGAUCAACAACUGCGACGUGUUGGACGAAUCGAAGAGGUACACCUACAUCGAGCAAAUAGCAGCACAACAUGCAGAAAUAUUCCAGGACAUGACAUGUGCAGUUUCAGCGUCUCCGUUAUCAGGAUCAGUGGACAUCUCAACAACACUGAAUGAGGAACUGUGGCCCAAAAAACAGACCAACAUCAGGGUGCUGAGGCAGCUUACACUGUCUCUGAUCCACGGAAAAUAUCGAAAUCGUCCUAUUAUUUAUACAGAUGCGUCAAGCAAUGGUAUGGAAUGCGGAAUUGGGGUUUUCCAUGAGCCAAGCAACACCAGACUCAGCUUGAAACUGUCAAACUUCGUCUGUAUCAUGUCGGCGGAGAUCCAAGCAAUCUUCAUAGCGCUACAGUACAUCAAUCGUAAUGGUAUAUCCAACGGAGUCAUAAUGACGGAUUCCAGGGUUGGCUGCGAGUUCAUUCUGGAUCAAAUGGACAAAAAAGUGCGAGAUUACCUGAUCAACCAAAUCUUGGUCCUGGCGGCCGCAACGAUGACGUCUAUCCAAUGGAUAACAGGACACACGGGAGUGCGAGGUAAUGAAAUGGCGGAUCAACUGGCCAAACAGGUCCUGGAAGGAGACAUCAUCUGCAUCAACAAAAUACUGCUUCAUGACGCGGUUUGGUACUUCCAACGUCGCAGCGAGGAGGAUGCUCAGCAAUGGUAUCUGGACUACUCGUCAGAGCUUGGAAAGGGCCGCAAGUACUUUCAGAUACAGAACACUAUCCCUCAUAGACCCUGGCACUUUAAGUUAGAUCUAAAUAACAAGGAAGUACGCACUCUCAAUAGGCUACUCUCUGGUCACGAUUUUUCACGCUACUGGUUAUUUAAAAUGAAACUGGCAGACGAUUGUAUUUGCGAAAGCUGCGAUGUAACUGAAGACGCCGAACACAUAAUCUUCUACUGCGUAAAAUAUGCUGCGACAAGGAACAAAUAUGGACUGUGUUACGUUUAG